This is a messenger RNA of Brettanomyces bruxellensis, 1185 nucleotides long. RefSeq lists its product as uncharacterized. The transcript has a single exon. The coding region runs from base 1 to 1185 and encodes 394 amino acids. Lineage: Eukaryota; Fungi; Ascomycota; Pichiomycetes; Pichiales; Pichiaceae. The record is from RefSeq and is a predicted model, not a curated record.
AUGCUAUUUUCAAACCAAAGCCAGACUUACCAAACACAUUUAAAUACUAUCACGCUUCAAACGGCAGUCUAUCCAACGCUCCUAGACUCAAACCCGGCAUCAUUGUUUGAACUUGCGUUGGAAAAGCAGCAGCAACGUCACAUUGUACCCCAAAAGUCGCAGUUACCCGAUUAUAUGAAUCAGUCAAUCCAACAUCUGUCCCCACAACAACCAGAAAUAAGGCACCCGGCCUCCUCCGGGUUCUUUCCACAGGGUUCUUCGGCAAUGUCCUCUUUGUCUCUUUCCUAUCCAACCACUUCCAGGCCUGCCCAAAUGCAGAAUUCAUACUCUCAGCCUCAAUCACAGACACAAUCGCAGACUCAGCCACGAACACAACAACCACAGCCUUCACAGUCGUUCCAGCUGCCCCAGCAGCCCUCAGCCGUCCAAUCAGCGUCCUCCACGCCUGCCUACUUCUCCCCUCCGUACGGCAUGCACGAUAAAGCACCCAGCUCUGCAAAUACUCCCGACAUCUCGCCCCGUGUCUAUUUCGACGGCACAUCCUCACACCAGUCCAAGAUGGCCAACCAGGCACACCAGCUCACCUCCUACUCCUCAUCCUCGGGAUUCCGGUCCGCCAGUAUGGGCCGCCGGAACUCCCUGAGCCGCCGGAACUCACUCGGGCUCCGUGCACGCUCUUCAUCAGCCUCUUCCAGGCCCCGUUCCAGGCGGGCUUCUGGUGCAAGGAGGCGUGGGUCCUCGCGAGCCUCCUCGGGCCGCGAUUCUCUAGUCGAGAGGCCCGAUCGGGUGUACAAAUCGGUCAACAACCAGAAUAAAAUUAGCCCAUCCUGCUAUCUGCCGGCUGACCAGAAUGCAGACAUUGCUGGCUUUAACGAGGAAGAUGUAUACAUCCUCAAGAGUCUUUUACCGCUGGCCGAAUCGCACAAGUGGAAAUACCUCUCCAGCAAGCUCUCCCGGUUGCAAUCCCGGAAGUUCAAUGCCGAAUUCUGCGCUCGCAAGUUCCACCAGAUGUACCGCCUGCCGUUUAACGAGUCCAACUCGCUUCUCAAGGUUGUCUAUUCGCUGAAAGAUAAGACUCACAAGGAACCGGCUGCUAGUGGCAUAUCUGGAAUAAACUAUGAGGGUCUUAUAGGAAGCUCUCUGUCAUACAUUCUAUGCCGCGAUGGGUGGAAGUAUGUCGAUUAG